CCUCCGCCAUCCCUCUCUCUCUGUUCGUGUCUCCUUUCGCAGGGCCGGGAUCGGAGGAAGAGAGCUCGAUCGGAAGCAAGCACGCAGCAGCCAUGGCGAACUCGGCGUCCGGGCUGGCGGUGAGCGACGAGUGCAAGGUGAAGUUCCAGGAGCUGAAGGCGCGGCGGAGCUUCCGGUUCAUCGUGUUCAAGAUCGACGACAAGGACAUGGAGAUCAAGGUGGAGCGCCUCGGCGAACCCACCCAGGGCUACGGCGACUUCACCGACAGCCUCCCCGCCGACGAGUGCCGCUACGCCAUCUACGACCUCGACUUCACCACCGUCGAGAACUGCCAGAAGAGCAAGAUCUUCUUCUUCUCGUGGUCCCCUGACACUGCACGGACCCGCAGCAAGAUGCUGUACGCCAGCUCCAAGGACAGGUUCAGGAGGGAGCUGGACGGCAUCCAGUGCGAGAUCCAGGCCACCGACCCCAGUGAGAUGAGCCUCGACAUCGUCAGGAGCCGGACCAACUGAUCGCCGCCCAUCACCAAGCAACAAGCAAGACUCCAAACAAUGCUUCGCAUGCGUUGUUAUUAUUUCACUAUUUCAGACCCACCCACUACUAAUUACCGUCCAUGAUGAUCUGGACUAUAUACCCUUUUUUUUCUUCCCGUACCAUAUAUACAUUUUGAAACGUUUUCAUUUUUUUUUCAUCCUGA
Panicum hallii is the source of this 697-nucleotide messenger RNA. RefSeq names its product actin-depolymerizing factor 2. Gene Ontology annotation, molecular function: actin filament binding. The transcript is spliced from 3 exons. Gene Ontology annotation, cellular component: cytoplasm; actin cytoskeleton. NCBI's taxonomy places the organism in Eukaryota, Viridiplantae, Streptophyta, Magnoliopsida, Poales, Poaceae. Gene Ontology annotation, biological process: actin filament depolymerization. The coding region runs from base 93 to 512 and encodes 139 amino acids. The record is from RefSeq and is a predicted model, not a curated record.